This is a messenger RNA of Micropterus salmoides (largemouth bass), 2412 nucleotides long. Its product is annotated as tRNA wybutosine-synthesizing protein 3 homolog. Gene Ontology annotation, biological process: tRNA methylation. Gene Ontology annotation, molecular function: tRNA methyltransferase activity. The record is from RefSeq and is a predicted model, not a curated record. Lineage: Eukaryota; Metazoa; Chordata; Actinopteri; Centrarchiformes; Centrarchidae. Gene Ontology annotation, cellular component: cytoplasm.
AAGAAGAAGAAGAGGAGCGUGUUUCUCACCUCCGGUGCAGCAGGAGGCGGUGUCUGCUGAUGGCUCGCAUCUCGGCCACCAUUUUGCACAAGAAGAAACAACGAACACAUCCGUGAAUGUGGUAGCAGGACUUUAUUUUAUGAAGUGGUGCACGGGCUACAGAUACUUUUCAGCGUCCCCCUCGCUUGCGUCUCUGAGGAGAUGAGCUCACGCUGAACAGCUGGAGCACGUGCAGCCACGUUAAAGCUAAGUGAGGAGCUAUGGAUCAAACGUUCAGCCACUGGAAGAAGCAGAGUCUGAACAAGCUGGACCUGAGUAAGAAGGGCAGUGUGGAUGAAGACAUUGAACAUGUAGUGUCUCUGCUCAACAGCUGCGAGGAGUACUUCACCACCAGCUCCUGCUCUGGGAGAAUCCUCCUCAUCGAUGGGGCUCCAGAGAGCAGUCGUGUCCAAAAACAAAAUUGUGUUUGGCUGUUUGUCUCACACCAGAAGUGCACAUCUGAUGACCUGACGUCUGCUCUAGCCAGGUCCAGUGGAGAUGCAGUGUUGAAGUUUGAGCCCUUUGUGCUCCAUGUUCAGUGUAGGCGCCUGGAUGAUGCUCAGCUGAUGCACUCAGUGGCUAUAAACUCAGGCUUCAGGAACUCGGGUCUCACUGUCAGCAAGACGGGGAAAAUCAUCACGGCUGUCCGUAGUACCCACGGCCUGGAGGUUCCACUCAGCCACGAAGGAAAGCUCCUGGUGGAACAUGAGUACAUCCAUUUUCUAACUCAGAUAGCCAAUCAGAAGAUGGAGGAGAACCUUAGACGGAUCCACAGGUUCUACCAGAAUCUGCAAUCGGCCCUGGCUACAGAGAAACUACAAAAACUACAAAUUCCAGAUCCCCUCUCACAGGAACUACAAGAUCCGCCUGACAGACUGGAGACGGAAAAGGUAGAAGAAGAAAAGAAGGACAAGGGCAGAACAAGUGUGUAUAAACGUAGACGGAAGAGGGAACAACACCGUCAGACUGACUGUUACCAUGGUGACGGGCCGAGCAGUCCGCCAGAGCCGGACGACUGUCUGGAUCUGUUCUCUGCAAACAUGGACACGAGUACUGUGCAGUAAAAUAAUAAAAGACAUUUUAUACAUCAGUAAAAACACUUAGCUUUCCAUGAUUUCAGAAAUCAAACUGCCGUAUUUCUUGUUUUAAUCACUCUAAUUACAGAUUACAAGCUAUCGCAGCAAAAACUAGGGCAAACAGAAAUGUCCUGCCUCCGUAGUAUAAAACCGUUUUGUUGGCAUUCAAAAAAAACUAACCUAAUGCCAUAUUACAAAUGAGACCUUAGCAAAAAAAUGUAUAUAUGCAAUACUUGAUUCCACACCAUUAACCAAACGUUUCUAACCAUGUUGUCCUCCAUAUUUCUUCGUGUAUGACGUCAACAAUUCGGCAACUCGUGUACCAAAACUUACUCAGACUUUACAAGUUGUUUUUCCGGCUUUAGGGGCGUUCAUGUGAAUUUUCCAAUUAUGCCAACAGCACAUGAAUGCACCAUGUAACUCAAAGGUGUGCUAACAACUUACUGCAGUUAAUCUUUGUUAAAAUUGUAAGAUGCAUACAUUUGAUAUAUCAUAUUUUUACUUACAUGUACAUAAAUGUGGUCAGUAUUUCUGUUAACUUGUAUUUGAACUAGUGGUUUCAAUUACUUUUUGAGUAAGUGUUUUGUAAUUGGUUGUUGACAGAGAUGAAAAAACAAGAUACUUUAAACGUAUGGCUGGACCGCUUAUGAAACCCUUUUUGCUCGGUUUAACACAACCCUGCCCUCUUCAGCUCCGUUUGAGAGACUCCUCUAAUCUGUGCAGGAAUAAUAUUCGACAUACGAGGCUGUUAAAACCAGAAAUAUUUUGAAAGUUUGUUGCUAUUAAAAACAGCUAAAUAGACUAUAAAUUGUAGUUGUUGGGUGUCAACAGCCAUGUCUUUGAAUUGGACAGAGAGCAAGUUUCUACAAAUGGUAAAAGACUAUUUUCAGUGUUUUUGUUAUUGUUGUUUUUACAGUUUUGCUUAGUUACAGAAGCAUUCAACAUUGUGGUCUUCCUUCUAGUAGGGUCCAAACUCUUAUUGUGAAAAUCUGAAUGCUCUGCCAUUUUGUACAAAUUCCAUGUGUCCAAGGUAACAAAUGUAUUUUCCGCCACCAGUAUUUUGUAUUUUACUUUGAUGCAUUUAUUCGAGGGAUAUUUUGUAACAAGAUACAUUUUUCUGGGGCAGCUGAUAAAGACGGCUCUAAGAUCCCGUGGGACUUUCAAACCCGUUCAGAUAAACAUCUGGGACGUUAUAACAGUAUAAAUAUGUCACGUGUAAUGGACAUCAAGACGAGGGAAUGUGAAUCGGCAAAGAAAGACUCUAGCAGAGGCUGAAUAAUAAGACAAUCCAAGACAA